Molecule: messenger RNA, 2308 nt
Organism: Theobroma cacao (cacao)
Lineage: Eukaryota; Viridiplantae; Streptophyta; Magnoliopsida; Malvales; Malvaceae
Product: ABSCISIC ACID-INSENSITIVE 5-like protein 5
Biological process (GO): positive regulation of DNA-templated transcription
Cellular component (GO): nucleus
Molecular function (GO): DNA-binding transcription factor activity
Source: RefSeq, a predicted model, not a curated record
UAAUUCUUUUUUUUUUUUUAAUAUCUCUCUCUAGUUGUUAGCUCUUUCAUUCUUUAUCUCUUUAGCUCUUGCCCAUACUUCUCUUUGCUGUCUCCUAUUUUCUAUUAAAAUUAUUUUGAAAGUUUGAUUUUGUUUUUAAAAAAAUUGGUUUUUUUUGGGGUAAUUAAUGAACUAAUUUGUACUGUUUGUAAUUUUUUUUGUUGGGGUAUUGGUUGCGUUUUGAUCUUUGCUGCGUACUUUCAAUUAUUUUGGUCUGUUAAAUUUGUUGGGUUUCAUUUUCUGGAUCAAAAAGCUCAUGUUUUCUUUAGCUCAGAUCUUCAACUUCCUAGUUGGUGAAAACUGAGAUUUUCUUGAACACAACGAAAUGUUAGAUUUUAGCAACACUAAAAGUACAAAAAGGAAGUUUUGAUUAUUAGAUUCCAUUUUUAUUUGCUUUCCUUUUAUGUUCAUGUUUUUUGGAUUGUUUUUCUUAGUUAAAACUGAUGAAAAGAAGUUCCUGUUUUUGUCUGACUUGAUUCGGGGUUUUUAUGGUGUUAUUGAGAAGUGAACUUCCCAAAUUUAGAAAAAAUAUAGCACUUCAAUUUGCAUUGGAUUUUAUUUAUUUUGCUUUCCUUGAAGUAUAGGAGCAAGGGACUAUCUUUUUUUGGGACCAAAUCCUUUGACACUGUUUUAUCCAGAUUUUAAUGGGGACUAACAUGAACUUCAAGAACGUUGGAAUUAACCCACCGCCGUUAGCUGACGGUGGCGGGAAUAAACCGCAACCGCCGGGGAAUAUUCAGUUAAUUAGACAGCCAUCAAUCUAUUCUCUAACCUUUGAUGAGUUUCAAAGCACUAUCGGUGGAAUGGGCAAAGACUUUGGGUCAAUGAACAUGGAUGAGUUGUUGAAGAACAUUUGGAGUGCUGAAGAGACUCAAACAAUGGCUUCUUCCAGUGGUGGCCUAGAAGGAAAUGGAGGGUUACAAAGGCAAGGGUCUUUGACUUUGCCAAGGACACUUAGCCAGAAAACUGUUGAUGAAGUUUGGAAAGAUAUAGCGAAGGAGUAUUCAAUAGGGAAAGAUGGGAUUGGAACUGGAGGGACAAACAAUAUGCCUCAAAGGCAGCAGACUUUAGGGGAGAUGACCUUAGAGGAGUUCUUGGUGAGGGCUGGUGUGGUAAGAGAGGAUACCCCAUUGGUUGGGAAGGUUAAUAAUGGGGGAUUCUUUGGGGAGUUACCGCCGUCCGGGACUAAUACUGGGUUUGGAAUUGGGUUUCAACAAGGUGGUAGAGGUGCAAAUUUGAUGGGGAAUAGGAUUUCUGAAAGUGGUAAUCAAAUUGGUAUUCAGGCUUCCAAUUUGCCUUUGAACGUUAAUGGAGUUAGAUCAAACCAGCACCAGUUGGCUCAGCAGCAACAGCAGCACCAGCAAUACCAGCAACCAAUUUUUCCCAAGCAACCUGCUGUGGGAUAUGGAGCUCAGAUACCUUUACAAAGCGGUGGUCAGUUAGGGAGUCCUGGAGUUAGGGGUGGAAUUGCUGGGAUUGGGGAUCAGGGACUAAGUAAUGGUCUUAUUCAGGGUGGUGCAGUGCAAGGUGGAGGGAUGGGUAUGGUUGGUUUAGGAGGGCCAGUCAGUGUUGCAACUGGAUCACCUGCUAACCAGCUUUCAUCAGAUGGGAUUGGGAAGAGUAGUGGGGAUACUUCCUCAGUUUCACCAGCUCCUUACGUGUUUAAUGGAAGUUUGAGGGGUAGAAAAUGCAGUGCCGUGGAAAAGGUUGUAGAGAGGAGGCAGAGGAGAAUGAUAAAAAACAGAGAAUCAGCUGCAAGAUCACGAGCUCGCAAGCAGGCUUAUACAAUGGAAUUGGAAGCAGAAGUUGCAAAGCUAAAAGACGAGAACCAAGAAUUGCGGAAGAAACAUGAAGAAAUCAUGGAAAUGCAGAAAAAUCAGGUCAUGGAGACGAUGAAUAUGCAACAGGGAGCUAAGAAGCGAUGCUUGCGAAGAACGCAGACGGGUCCAUGGUGAAGUAAAAAGGGUUGGAGUUGGGAUUCUUGGUUAAAUCAUGUAUGGCAAUGGCAGGCGGUGGUUGUACAUAUUUUAAGUCAAGGGUAGCUGUUCUUCCUUUAGAGUUGGAGAGACGAACGAGUGCGGUGUAGAUUAAGAAUCUUGCCAAUAUUUGUAAUUUUUCUCUGCUUCUUUUGUGGACAUCAUCAUGGCUCUAAGUUAGUUACACCAUAUAUGUAGAUUUCAAGAGCUUCCCCGACCUUGAGUUUAUUAUUAUUAGUACCACGUAGAUUAAAUCCUCCAAUAUUUUGUAAACGAAUAUCUGCCUCUGUUUA